AUGUUGUUCGAUACACCUGGAGGACGUGUAUUUUGUUGGAGAAUACACCAGUCUGAGUGGGCGUGGCCUUGUCGCAGAGACCAUCGGGAUCAACUUCAGGGCUACACUCCAGCGACACAACCAAUGUUCGCCGGCGCGUAUUUGCCUCUCGCCGCCCUUUCUCCGACCGAAGAGACGUCGUCGUCCUCGGCGCCACACUCUCUCGUCGAUUCCUCUAGUCACCUCACACCCUCCGCCUUCGUCCAAAUCACUUCUGUUCGUCAUCGUCAGCUCGAUUUUUGUCCGCUUCUAAGCCAGCAGAUUGUAGUUGACGGUCCUAACCGAGUUCACAGAUGA
Caenorhabditis auriculariae is the source of this 336-nucleotide messenger RNA. NCBI's taxonomy places the organism in Eukaryota, Metazoa, Nematoda, Chromadorea, Rhabditida, Rhabditidae. The record is from the annotation of a GenBank genome assembly.